Molecule: messenger RNA, 5906 nt
Organism: Drosophila subobscura
Lineage: Eukaryota; Metazoa; Arthropoda; Insecta; Diptera; Drosophilidae
Gene: Crag
Product: DENN domain-containing protein Crag
Exons: 13
Coding region: 557-5650 (1697 amino acids)
Biological process (GO): regulation of Rab protein signal transduction
Cellular component (GO): cytoplasmic vesicle
Molecular function (GO): protein binding
Source: RefSeq, a predicted model, not a curated record
CGAACAAUUCACAAUGGAACUGGUUUUUUUUAUUAUUUUUGCCAUACACACGUAGAUUAAAUUAUAGUAGAACUUUGUAUAUGGAAAAGUGGACGUAACGAUUCAAGCAAAAGGUGUGUGUGACGACGCGACGCUACUGGAAAACACUUAGAUAGCGGAAUUGCGUCGAAACGGGAGCAUUACGAAAAUGAUGUAAAAGAAAACUCUCAAGUAGGCAGCCCCAAAGCACUUCAUAUGUGUUCGUGUGCGCGCGUGAGUGUGUGUGUGUGUGUUGUGUUGUGCUCUGUUGGUGUGUGGAAAUUAACGUAGUGUGAAGAAGUGGAAGAAGGCAAAGCAACAACCAACAACAACAACAAUAAUAAUAAAAGCGACAAGCGACAAUUGCAAACCAAGGCAAACAACAAGCAACAGCAGCAGCAGCAGCGUAGCGCCUCGAAGGCCACACAGUCGCGUAGCCGGAGGACAAACAGGAACGGAACCCCACUGACAGCCACAAAUCUUUGUGGCAGCGGCGGCGGCGGCGACCAUUGCCUGUGCCGUGUAGACGACAACGACCAUGGAGGAGAAACGCAUUGCGGACUACUUUGUGGUGGCUGGAAUGCCAGAGCAGCCACAGCUGCUGCAGGAGAACAUAUUCAAUGAUUCGGGACGACUGAGGGCGGCCAGCACCAUUGAGCCCAUCACAGACAUUGGCGUCUUCUUUCCGCUGCUGGGCGAGGAGGUGCCCGAGGGCUACGAGCUGCUCGAACAGACGCCCACAGGCCUGCCGGCGAACCUCAAUCAUGGCUCUGUUCGCACCACAGAAUGUUAUAUAUACUUUCGGCGUGGCAAGGAUCGCCCACCACUGGUUGACAUAGGUGUCCUCUACGAUGGCCACGAACGUAUCAUGUCGGAUGCCGAGAUUGUGGCCGAGACACCGGGCGGUCGUGUGGCCAAUGUGAACAACUCGUCGGCCAAGACCUUCCUCACGUAUCGUCGCGCACGCGGCGACAUGUCCUGCAAUGAGCUGGUGGUAACCGAACUCUGCGUCAUCGUCCAGAGCAAGGGAGAGCGGGCGCCGCACGCCUUCUGCCUGAUCUACAAGACCCUGAACAAGGGCUACGUGGGCAGCGACGUUUAUCUGUGCUACAAGAAGUCCAUGUACCGACCGAAGCACAUCAGCUACAAGCCGGAAAUUCUGCUGCGCUAUCCCACAGUCGAUCACAACGAUUUCCCCCUCAACUUGUGCCCCAGCGUGCCGCUCUUCUGCCUGCCCAUGGGCGCCUCCCUCGAGGCCUGGCCCCAUGUCAAUGGCUCCGAGAAGCGCAAGCCCAUCAGUCCGGUCUUCAGCACCUUCGUGUUGACCGUCAGCGAUGGCACCUACAAGGUCUACGGCUCGGCCCUCACCUUCUACGAGGAUUACGAUGAGUCCCAACUGUCCGCAGAGCAGCGGGAACAGCUCGGCUGGGAUGAGGAGUUUGGUGCACAGCACUCGCUGCACAUGAUCAAGGCGAUCUGCCUGCUGUCGCACCAUCCCUUUGGCGACACCUUUGACAAAUGGCUCAAGUAUCUGCAUCGCAUGGUUUUGUAUGGCGUCAAUAUACCCAUACCCGUGGAGCGUUACAUAACCCAGCUGCUGGAUGAGGUGCCCUUUCCGGCACCGAGCAUACAUCUGCAGCUGUCCAGCGAGUCGAACGAUCGAAUAUUGCUAACCCAGCCGGAGGAUUCGCCUUUGCCGCGCAGUGGCGCUGGCUUUCACAUGCUGCUCCAGAACCUGGGCACCGACAAUUGUCUGCAUGUGCUGCUGCUGGCCCUCACCGAGCAGAAGAUACUCAUACAUUCGCUUCGACCGGCCACGCUGACGGCUGUGGCCGAGGCCAUUGUCUCGCUGCUCUUCCCCUUCAAGUGGCAGUGCCCCUACAUACCGCUGUGUCCCCUAGGGCUGGCCGAAGUGCUGCAUGCACCGCUGCCGUAUCUGAUCGGUGUCGACUCGCGCUUCUUCGACCUCUACGAGCCGCCCACGGAUGUCACCUGCAUUGAUCUGGAUACCAAUAAUAUCAGCUUGUGCGAAUCACAGCGUCAUUUGUCGCCGAAACUGCUGCCGAAACGUGCCGCUCGACUGCUCCGGCAGACGCUCACCGAGCUGGAGAAUGCCAAGCCCAUCAGCUAUGACUCCACCAACAGCCUGGAUCGUGACAUACGCAAGCGGAAGCGGGAACUGGUGCUGGAGCAGCGCAUACAGGAGGCAUUUCUGCUGUUCAUGGCAUCGAUAUUGCGCGGCUAUCGGGACUAUUUGGUGCCCAUAUCAAAGGCCCCAUCGGUGGGUGCCACCGAUCCAAGUGCCUUAUUCCAGCUGAAGGCAUUUCUGCGUUCACGCGAUAAGUCGCACCAGAAAUUCUUCGAGCUAAUGAUGAAAACGCAAAUGUUUAUACGCUUCAUUGAGGAGCGUUCGUUCGUGUCGGAUGGCGACCACGGAUUGAGCUUCUUCGACGAGUGCGCCGAGAAGGUGGGCAACUAUGAUGAGACGCCCGCGCAGCUGCACUUGGUGGACUGGGACACGGGCCAGAGCAGCGAGCGCACCAAGUACAUAUUCCCUCCAGACAGCGUGACCGCAGCAUCGGCAGCGGGAACAGCAUCGAUCAAUGGGGCGGGUGCGUACACCUACACCUACAAGAACUUUACGCUGCAGCCGGAGCUGCUGCAGACGAGCAGGAAGACGGCCAUGUCGAAGUUUCUGCAGCUGCAGCUGAACGCUUCGCUGUCGCCGGGCUCACCGAUUGCGCGCCGCACCAAGCACGAGGUGAAGCUGUCGCAGAAGAUGGCCAGCCGGUGUCAGCAGCAUCCGGAGGCGUGGUCCAAGUAUCUGCUGGCCACCUGCUACUCGCUGUACUUCCUCAUUCUGCCCUCGAUGGUGAUCGAUCCGCGGCAUGCCGGCAAGGAGCACGACAUCCUACGCGCCGCCUACGAUGUGCUGGUGCGGGCCAGCAAGCUGAAGAUCACCUGCGAUGAGUUCUGCUACCGCAUCAUGAUGCAGCUGUGCGGCAUCCACAAUCUUCCGGUGCUGGCCGUUCGCCUCCACUAUCUGAUGAAGCGGUCGGGCGUCCAGCCCAAUGCCCUCACCUAUGGCUUCUACAAUCGCUGCGUCCUGGAGUCCACGUGGCCCAGCGACAGCACCACCCUCAGCCAGAUACGCUGGAAUCGCAUCAAGAACGUGGUCCUGGGCGCCGCACAGUUCCGCCGCGCGGGCAAGCGUCGUGCCGCCUCCAAGGUGUGCAAGUCUUUGAGCGCCUCGCACGACCACAACCUGAGCACCUUGGAGACGGUCGACGGGCAGUCGCGCACCAGUCUCGCCUCCUCCUCGGGCGACACCCACGGCGGCCUGCUCGACUUUGCCGCCUUCGAUCGCCUGAGGAACAAGCUGGGCAGCAUUGUGCGCCAGACGGUGGCAGGCGGAGCCAGCGAACCACUGCCCGCCGAGGAUGUCGUCAACAGUGCCGCCGGACUGCUCAUCACGUCCGGAGAGCCGAGUGCACCGCACACGCCUACCUACGGCGGCGACACCGAGAUUCUGGCCAAGGCGCUGCAGCAGCCACAGCAGCCAGCGCGUAAGCAGAUCAUGCAGAUCGGCGGCGGCGACGACGAGGAAGAGGAGGAGGAGGAGGACGAUGAGUAUGCAGCCGCCUCACCAAUCACACCGCAAAAGCUAUCCGAAUCGGUGGUGGAUGAUCUGCAUUACACCGGCGGUGACUACGAGGCCGAUGAGGAGGAGGAGGACGACGACGACGACGACGACGACGAUGAUGACGAGGAUGAUGAUGAGUGUAUUUCGGGUGCCCAGAAGGGGCAGCAUCAGCGUGUGCAGAGUCCCACCAAAAUAUCUCCGCGCACGCCAGUGACUCAGAAUGAUCCGCUGGGUGCCCUCAACGAGGAGGACUCCUCCACGAGCACACCCACACAGCAGAAGCAGGAAGGACUGGCGCAGGAGCAGCAGGCGCAAUCGCAAUCGCAAUCGCAAACGCAGCCUGAUGGCAACAUAUACAGCGACAAGCCGAUCCUGUUCAGGGGACAGCGCAGUGCCACCUUCGAUGAGUCGACGCAGAUCGGCAAGAGCAUGCACCGGUCGGAGACGAUGCCGGUGGCCAGCAGUGGGGUGACCCACAGCCUGGCCAAUAUCGGAUCAUCGCUGAAGUUUACAUUCGGACGUUACUCACCCGCACGAUUGUCCCUUAAGAAAGACUUGAAAUUGCCCGCCAAUAUAAUAGAAAAUAUAUCGAGCAUAAGUCCCAGUCUGACGGGAAGGAAGUCCAACGAAUUGAUCCAGGGAUCGCUGAGCAGCAUCAAGUAUGCGGCCAAUUCGCUGACCAAGAAGUUUGACGAAAUCAAGGGCGCCAUAUCGGCCAAUUCGACGCCAACGAAAACGAACAAUGGCCACCAACAUGCCCUGCCCCACCAUCCGCACCACCACCACCACCAUCAUCAUCCACAUCAUAGUGCGCAUCAGCAGCAGAACGAGCAGGAGGAGCAUGACGCAGCCGGCAGUGCGGGCCUCGAGGAGGGCAAACUGAGGCGCGUCUCCAGCGACCUGGAUCCCUGGGGCAGGCUGAGCGAAUCGCGCAAAUCCAGCUACAACAAUCUGGUGCCGCUCGGCGAGAACAGCUCCAGCGGUGCCCUGCACAUGCACGCGUUUCCGGCCCUGCCCGACAAUCUGUACAGUCCCAUGACAGAGGGUUCCAUGGAGCGGGACUGCGAUGUACUUAUCCAAUUGACGACCUGCUCGCAAUGCCACAACUGCUCGGUGCUGGUCUACGAUGAGGAGAUCAUGAGCGGCUGGACUGCAGAGGAUUCCAAUUUGAAUACCACCUGCCAUGCGUGCAACAAGCUCACCGUACCCUUCCUCAGCGUGGAGAUAGUCCGCAUGGUGGAUGAGGAGUCCAGCGAGCAGCAGGCGAAUGGAAAUGGCAGCCUUAAGAGCAGCUUAACCGUGCCGUAUCUGAAUCCGUUGGUGCUGCGCAAGGAGCUGGAGAAUAUACUCACGCAGGAGGGUGAUAUGGCGCUGAUCAAGCCCGAGUUUGUGGACGAGCAUCCCAUUAUCUAUUGGAAUCUGCUCUGGCUAAUGGAGCGCAUCGAAAGCAAGACCCAUCUGCCCGAGCUGUGUCUGCCUGUGCCGACCGAUAAGGAGCAACUGGAUCCGCUCAGCAAGGUGAAGACGGUGCACAUUCAGUGCUUGUGGGACAAUCUCAAUUUGCACAGCGAGACCAGUGGCCCGCCCAUGUACAUACUGUACAGGGAGACGCAGCCAACGAGUCCCCUGAUCAAGGCACUGCUCACCGAUCAGGCGCAGCUCAACAAGAAUGUCAUUCAGCAAAUCAUUUCGGCCAUACGAUGCAAUGAUCUGGCCACGCCCCUGAAGCGUCUGGCCAACGAGCGGCACAAGCUGAAGAGCAAUGGUGUGGAGCGUUCGCAUUCCUUCUAUCGGGACAUACUAUUUCUGGCCCUCACGGUCAUCGGUCGCUCGAAUGUCGAUUUGGCAACAUUCCAUCGCGAGUACGCGUCCGUUUUCGAUAAGCUGACGGAGCGCGAAUGCAAUAUGUAUUACCGCAAUCAGGAUCUGCCGCCCUCGGCCUCAACGAUCUUCUGUCGGGCCUACUUCCGACCCUUGCUGCUGCCCUGACGCACUCGGGAUGGCGGCUGUACUGCCUCCGAUUCCGAUCACGAUCGCGAUCCCGAUCUAGAUUCAGAUCCCGAUUCCACUUCCGAUUUGAGUGAUGAGAAAACGGACGAAGAUCGAGACGGAGAUGCAGAUGCAGAGGAAGAGGACGGGGACGGUGAUGGUGAUGGAGAUACAGAUGAGGAGCCCUGAAAGAAUAAGACGACCAAAAAACAACAACAAAAAACAUAAACAAUUUGAAAGAAGAGUAACUUUUGAC